This is a messenger RNA of Olea europaea var. sylvestris, 1519 nucleotides long. Its product is annotated as (S)-coclaurine N-methyltransferase-like. The record is from RefSeq and is a predicted model, not a curated record. Bases 170 to 1237 code for a protein of 355 amino acids. Gene Ontology annotation, biological process: lipid biosynthetic process. The transcript has 8 exons. NCBI's taxonomy places the organism in Eukaryota, Viridiplantae, Streptophyta, Magnoliopsida, Lamiales, Oleaceae.
CAGUUAUUUCAACUUUCCAUAAUUGGCUAAACAUGACAAAACUGUCGAUUUCUCUGCAACUAUCCACAUCGAGAUAAUUAUAAAAAUUGAAAAAAUUCCCCUCGGCAUCCAAAUAGAUUAGAUAGAGUGCAGCUGCAAGAAGCGAAAUUGAUUUCCGGAAAUAGUAGUAAUGGAAUCGAUUGUGCAAAUGCCGUACGAUGCCACAGUUCGCCUUAUGCUGGCUUCACUCGAACGCAAUUUGCUGCCGGACGUCGUUAUACGACGGCUCACUCGCCUGCUUCUUGCCAGUCGUCUCCGGUCCGGUUAUAAACCCUCCGCUGAGCUCCAAUUGUCCGACCUCCUCCGCUUCGCGCACACAUUAAGAGAAAUGCCAAUAGCCAUUAAGACAGAAAGGCCAAAAUCCCAACAUUAUGAAGUUCCGACAUCUUUCUUCAAGCUUGUUCUUGGAAAGCAUCUUAAAUACAGUUGCUGCUUCUUUUCUGACAAGUCAAGCACCUUAGAGGAUGCUGAAAAGGCAAUGUUGGAGUUGUACUGUGAGAGGUCGCAAAUAAAAGAUGGCCAUGCUGUUCUUGAUGUUGGAUGUGGCUGGGGAUCACUUGCUCUCUACAUAGCAAAGAAAUAUCCCAAUUGCCAGAUUACAGGGAUUUGCAAUUCAGUGACCCAGAAAGCGUACAUUGAGGAGCAAUGCCGGGAUCUUCAAGUGCAGAAUAUUGAUAUCGUAGUUGCAGAUAUUAGCACAUUUGAUAUGGAAGCUUCCUACGACAGAGUAUUUUCUAUUGAAAUGUUUGAGCAUAUGAAAAACUAUCGGGACCUUCUUAAGAAGAUAUCCAGGUGGAUGAAACCAGACGGUCUUCUUUUUGUCCAUUAUUUCUGCCAUAAAACAUUUGCUUACCACUUCGAGGAUGUCAAUGAAGACGAUUGGAUCACUCGGUACUUCUUCGAUGGAGGCACGAUGCCUUCAGCAAACUUGCUCCUUUAUUUUCAGGAUGAUGUGUCAAUAGCUGAUCACUGGCUUAUUAACGGAAAGCAUUACGCACAGACAAGUGAAGAAUGGCUCAAAAAAAUGGAUAAGAACUUGAAUUCUGUGAAGCCAAUAAUGGAAUCAACUUAUGGCAAGGAUUCAGCUGUUAAGUGGACUGUCUAUUGGAGAACAUUUUUCAUUGCAGUUGCUGAACUAUUCGGGUACAAUGAUGGAGAAGAAUGGAUGGUUUCCCAUUUUCUCUUCCGGAAGAAAUGACUAGUAAAUUCUCAAACCGUAAAUCCAUAUGGCCAACAUACAGUUUCAAAAUUUCUACCAUUUGGAGUACUAAAUAUGACAUCAGCUCAAGGUUUUUAUUAUGUAUGCAUGGAUUGAAUUGAAUUAAUCGUGAAUUUCAUAUGCUAUACAUUGCUAGAUCCAAAAUCUUGGUUCACUUCUAAUAACUGCAUUGUUUGUUCACCGGGCUGACUUGGGGGAUUAUUACUUCAUAUCUUGUACUCCCUCCGUCCCAUUUAUAUAUGCCGACUUUCCUUUAUUUUA